AAUUCUAACUCCUGUGAUACAGAUGAAAGAUGUUCUGUUAGAGAACUCUGAGAUCUGUAAAUUAGACCUCCUUGUGAAAGAUAUCCAAAGGCAAGUAAAUGAACUUCAGAAAAAAUUAGGUCAGUUUGAUAGAAUGUCACUGCCAUUGUCAAAUAUCACGGAGAGCAGUUCUGAUAUUGGCCAGGUUAAGUCUUUGCUGGAUGUAACUCAAAGCAAGCUUUCGGAUUUAGACCCAAUAGCCUGUCUGUUAAGAAAGCAUCCUAAAAUGUCUCCAGACACCCUAAAUAAGGCUGAAAAUAUGAUUGACUGCUUGGCUGCGGAGGUGAUGAAGCGUAUAACCUCUUCUCACCAGGCUAUAGUUUACAAUGUCCCAGAUUCUCUUCCUCUGAAGACUGUUAAACACAAAAUCCUGAUUUGUUGCGGCAUGGCCAGUGUUCCAUGUGAAUGCAAAAGACUUCGUAAAAAGUCUAACCAGGCUAACUGUC
Molecule: messenger RNA, 485 nt
Organism: Trichobilharzia szidati
Lineage: Eukaryota; Metazoa; Platyhelminthes; Trematoda; Strigeidida; Schistosomatidae
Source: the annotation of a GenBank genome assembly